Molecule: messenger RNA, 2138 nt
Organism: Branchiostoma belcheri (Belcher's lancelet)
Lineage: Eukaryota; Metazoa; Chordata; Leptocardii; Amphioxiformes; Branchiostomatidae
Product: 2'-5'-oligoadenylate synthase 2-like
Exons: 15
Coding region: 6-2138 (710 amino acids)
Biological process (GO): regulation of ribonuclease activity
Cellular component (GO): nucleoplasm; cytosol; membrane
Molecular function (GO): double-stranded RNA binding; 2'-5'-oligoadenylate synthetase activity
Source: RefSeq, a predicted model, not a curated record
UGCACAUGUCUGCGGGCUGGCGGGCCGGUCAAACCUCAAGUACGGCGUACUUCGCCCUGACACAGCUAAACGGUGUUCAUAAUCAUAGAGUAGAACGUGUGCACGUCUCCUUGCCUGAGUCUCGUCCGUUUCUUGGUGGGCCGGUUAUUUCAGAAAGCUGCCUGCGAAUGACGGGCUACACCUGCUGCUACUGUCACCACGAGAGCCUCACUCUGGGGCAGGCCCUGGAGCAUCAUGGGACACACGCGCCGCCCGACCCGGACAAACCCAGCAGCUACAGCAGGUGUUUCAUCUGUCUGGGCAGGAUACAGUACAGCAUUGCAUACGACCUUGCGGUGGUGGGUCGCACGGGACAUGCUGUUAAACUGAGGGUGCAGAGUAAGAAGGCAGACCGUGAACCACAUUAUGUCGACCUACUGCUGGCUAGCGACCUGAUGGGACCUGUUCCUACCGACACUAAGAAGAAAGAAGUGUACGGGAAGAUGGGCAGUAUGAAUAAGCAUGCCAGGGAGAACUGUUCAGCAGCGCUGGUGGAGCUGCAGCGGGACUUUGUGAAAAAGCAGCCUGCAGCAGUAAAGGAUCUCAUCCGGCUGGUCAAGAUGUGGAAGAAAUCUCGUGCUCCGUGGAGCAAACUCAAGUCCUACUCCUUGGAACUGUUGUGCAUCCACGUCGGUCUCUUCCCUGGGAAUGUGGCCAGUGCAUUCCAGUCAGUAUUGAGGAAGCUCACUGACCACAAGAACAUUAAUGCCUGCUGGAGCUACAACUAUCCCAUAAGCGUGGUGCCCAAAAAACUUGUGAAGAAAAGGCCCCUAAUCCUGGACCCCGCCAACCCCUACAACAACGUGGUUAAAUGUUGUAAACUUGGGCACUGGCGUAGAGUGGCUAAUGCUGCUAAAAAAACGCUGAAAAAAACCUUCUUUACGCCGACCGUCACACUGAGUGGACCAACCCCCGUGACAACAACAGUGGCUCGACUCAUGCUCAGGAAGCUCAAGCGUUUCAUCGAGGGCGUGUCCUGUAUUAAGGGUGCUCUGAAUUGCAGACUUCAUAUUUCGACAGGGAAGAUGGGGAAGAAAAAGAAUAGAGACGGUCCUCAUAAAUGUGGCAUCUGCUCUGACGGCUUUUCCACGGAACGUGGGGUGCAGGACCACAGGAGAGACAAGCACGGCAGCAGUGGUGGUGGAUAUUACUAUGCAGCCUCCUCUCCAGUGACGAUCCCGGCCAACAUGAACACCUUCCUGGACCGCUACCGUCCCAGUGAUGUCCACGAAUACAUCUCCCAACACCUGCAGACGGACGAGUCUUACCGUAAAGAAUGCAGCGACGUGGUGGAUCGUGUGGCCACGUUCUUCAUGGGAAGGCCUGACUUUACGCUCAACAGAUUCAUCAAGGGUGGAUCGCUCGGCAAGGGAACCGCCAUCAAGUCCAAGUCAGACAUCGACUGUGUGAUGUUCACCUCCGAUCUGCCGUCCAUCGACAGUGAUGACUACGAGGAUGAUCUAGACACUCUCCUCGAAUGGAUGGAAGACCAACUGGAAAGCUCCAGCAUCCCUGUGGAGAUAUCUGGUCGCACCGGCUUCGCUGUGAAGCUGAGAGUGAAGACCCGGAAGGCCGGCCACGCGUCUCACGAUGUGGACCUUCUUCUGGCACCGGAUCUACUCGGAGAAUACACAACUCCAAACGGGGUGUACGCCAUGAUGGGCAGGUUGAGGAGUAGUGAGAGGCAGUACUGUUCAGCAGCGCUGGUGGAGCUGCAGCGGGACUUUGUGAAAAAUCAGGAUCCACAAGUGAAGAAUCUCAUCCGGCUGGUCAAGAUGUGGAAGGCAUCUUGCGUGACGGAAUCCAGCCUCACGUCCUACCCUCUGGAGCUCCUCUGUAUCCACACCUGGCCGUCUUACGGGACAGUGGCAGCUGCGUUCAAGGCCGUUCUGCAGAAGCUGAGUAACUUCGGCAGCAUCUGUGCCUACUGGACAGAAAACUACUCCUACAGCCGAGCGCAACCAAUGCUGGGAAAACGUCCCCUGAUCCUGGACCCCGCCAACCCCUACAACAACGUGGCUGACCGCUGUAGGGACUGGCCGGCCGUGGCUCAGGCUGCACAGGAGACACUGAGGAAACCCUUCUUCUCUCUCUACUGA